Cornus florida is the source of this 752-nucleotide messenger RNA. RefSeq lists its product as uncharacterized. Lineage: Eukaryota; Viridiplantae; Streptophyta; Magnoliopsida; Cornales; Cornaceae. Bases 158 to 616 code for a protein of 152 amino acids. The transcript has 2 exons. The record is from RefSeq and is a predicted model, not a curated record.
CACCUUUAUAUAUACACACAGAUAUAUGUAUAUAUAGAUAGAGAGAGAGAGUGGAGUUAGAGAGAGAUUGGAUAAUUGCUAAAUUGCGCUUCUAUCGUUGUUGUAGAAGAUCAUCUUGAUCUUGUUCUUGAAGAUCGUUUGAUAUUAAUAGUUGACCAUGACUGUGAAGCAAUCGCGGGAUCAGGAGAACGCCGGUUCGGAUCUCCUCAAACCCAAGGAGUUCUCGCCGAUUGAAGAUUCAAUGGAAUCGGAGAAAGCUCUUGCGGCGAAGAAAUUUUCCGACGAUCGUUGUUUGAACGGGAAGUUGAAGGUGCGUGUGGAGCUGGAGACGGAAUCGGAGAGUAAUGGAUCGUCGGAAGAGACCGAGUCUCCGAGAUCGGUGACGAAGCUAGGGCAAUGGAGGACGAAGAGGAUUGCGUAUGUGCACAAUCAGAUACUGAAGAUCAGGGAAGAAGAUUCACACAUUGGUGAGGAAAUCGGUGAGCUUUUGAGCGCCAAAGAUAAACUCCCUGCUCAUUCAGUGGCUUCCAGUUUGGAUCUCAUGCUCUUCUCCAGGCCUAUGUUGCCUUCUUCGCCUCUCAGUGGCAAGACUACGCCCUUCAAGACUGUACACUGAAAUCAAUCAAGGCAUGAGUCAUGAGGAAUGCAUGCAUCAGAUAUUGGAGAGAAGGGUUAAAUGCAGAACAGCAGCUGAAGAUUUCAUGGAGUUCUCUUGGUAGUAGCUUUUUUCAAAUUUUUUUUUUUUUUUUUUU